Messenger RNA from Culex pipiens pallens (northern house mosquito), 1361 nucleotides. Its product is annotated as sodium/potassium-transporting ATPase subunit beta-1-like. Gene Ontology annotation, cellular component: sodium:potassium-exchanging ATPase complex. Gene Ontology annotation, molecular function: ATPase activator activity. The record is from RefSeq and is a predicted model, not a curated record. Lineage: Eukaryota; Metazoa; Arthropoda; Insecta; Diptera; Culicidae. Bases 105 to 1067 code for a protein of 320 amino acids. Gene Ontology annotation, biological process: potassium ion import across plasma membrane; intracellular potassium ion homeostasis; intracellular sodium ion homeostasis. The transcript is spliced from 5 exons.
ACCAGCAUAAGUUUUCCUCAUCGAGGCAGUGGCGAGAGUUUUUGAAGGAAAACUUGUCGAAUUUAACAUUUCUGUGACCUGUAAUAUAAAUAAGAUUAACCAAAAUGCCGGAAAAGGUCGUUGAUAAGGUUGACUUUCGGCAAGCCUUCGAGUUUCCCAAGAAACCGGAGCCGAAAAAUUUGAAGCAGUGGUUCUACGAUACUAGAACCAACGAAUAUAUGGGGCGUACCCCUAAAAGCUGGUGGUAUUUGUUCCUGUUCUACGGAGUUUACUUCAUCGUUCUGGGUGCCCUCACGACCGUCUGCUUCCAGUCGCUGUUUAUGGUGCUGAGCGACGACGCCCCCUACUUCCAGCUGUCGGAAUCGCUGAUCGGCACCAACCCGGGCCUGGGCUAUCGGCCACUGCCGGAGGAGCCGGAAGACAGUGGUUUCAUCCACUACGUGGCGUCCAACAAGACCGAGAUUGAUUACUGGGUUGGCCGGCUGAACCACUUCACGGAGCCCUACCGAAACACUUCCCUUCUUCCCGGUGGUGGUCGAAACCACGUACAGUGUGACUUCAACCAGCGGCCCAAGAAUCGAAAUGUCUGUGCGGUUGACCUGUCGAAACUGGGGCCAUGUACCGCGGAAAACGGUUAUUCUUACCAUGAGUCGUCACCAUGCAUUUUGAUCAAACUGAACAGAAUCUACGGCUGGGUGCCGGAAUAUUACGAUGAUCCGGAAAACCUGCCCGAGAACAUGCCCCAGGAGCUGAAGGAGUACAUCGGCAAUCGUACUACGGACAUGGAGCGCAAGCAGAUUUGGAUCACCUGCAACGGAGUGAACCCCGCCGACAACGAAGCCAUCGGACCGAUCUCGUACUAUCCCAGCUUUGGCAUCCCGUCGUACUACUUCCCCUUCACCAACCAGCCAGACUACCUGAGCCCCCUGUUGGCAGUACAGUUCCAGCGACCAGCGCUUCAACGUAGCAUCUACGUCGAGUGCCGUGCCUGGGCUAAAAACAUCCGAUACCGUGGUGGAAGUCGCGAUCGCCAGGGAUCGACCCAGUUCUCGAUCCUCAUAGACUAGUAAGUCCCAGAUUAUUACGAAUUUUCACAUGGUGUGUGUGAAAAUGAGUGUCGGAAUGCAAUACAAUGAUCCCAAUUGAAUGUACAAACAAUUAAUGUCAAUAAAUAAUUGAAACACUCAGGUUACAUAUGGUAAAUUAUACAAAGAAAUACCCUUAAAUUUAAUCUUGAUCAGAAUCGAUGAUUUUGGAUGCAGUUGAAUUUGUUCAAAGGCCUGAUCAAAUUUGAAACGAUUGAAUCUUUCAAAAUUGAAUGAAAAACAAAGUAUAAUUAAAUUAUCGAACCGUUAAUUUGU